Molecule: messenger RNA, 1345 nt
Organism: Ceratotherium simum simum (southern white rhinoceros)
Lineage: Eukaryota; Metazoa; Chordata; Mammalia; Perissodactyla; Rhinocerotidae
Gene: CAV2
Product: caveolin 2
Biological process (GO): negative regulation of endothelial cell proliferation; caveola assembly; insulin receptor signaling pathway
Cellular component (GO): caveola; cytoplasmic vesicle; perinuclear region of cytoplasm
Molecular function (GO): molecular adaptor activity; protein kinase binding
Source: RefSeq, a predicted model, not a curated record
GAGGCCGCGCGAACCCGGAGCCGCGCCGCGCCAGCCGGCCUGCAGCCGCCGCGCAUCGAGCGCCGCGAUGGGGCUGGAGACCGAGAAGGCGGACGUCCAGCUCUUCCUGGACGACGAAUCCUACAGCCGCCAUAGCGGCGUCGACUACGCCGACCCCGAGAAGUUUGCGGACUCGGGCCUCGACCGGGAUCCCCACCGGCUCAACUCGCAUCUCAAGGUGGGCUUCGAGGAUGUGAUCGCAGAGCCGGUGUCUACGCACUCCUUUGACAAAGUGUGGAUCUGCAGUCAUGCCCUCUUUGAAAUCAGCAAAUACGUGAUCUACAAGUUCCUGACGGUGUUCCUUGCUAUCCCCCUGGCCUUCGUUGCGGGAAUUCUCUUUGCCACCCUCAGCUGUCUGCACAUCUGGAUUAUAAUGCCUUUUGUAAAGACCUGCCUGAUGGUCCUGCCUUCAGUGCAGACAAUAUGGAAGAGUGUGACAGAUGUUGUCAUUGCCCCAUUGUGUACAAGCGUGGGACGCAUCUUCUCUUCUGUCAGCUUACAACUGAGCCACGACUGAACACUUGGACCCCAGGUCUGGAGAUUUAGAUACUGUAAUACUUCUUUGUUGUUAUAACAUAAAAGCACUACUGUUCUGUUCAUUCCCCAACUGUUCUAAUUAAGAAAACUAUUAAGAUUGGCAAUCACACUUAGAAAUGUUUAUUGGCAGAUCUUUUCAAAUAAUGCUUUUCUAAUUAAUAGCCAAGUAUUUCAUAUCUAACUUUAUAACCGGAAUUGUACAGUAGGUUGGCAACACUUAAUUUUAAAGGCAACACUUUAUUUUGCUUUAGUACAAAAGUAUGCCUAUUAUAAUGAUGAAUUUAUAAGGAUCAAGGGACAUUUCUCUCAAAUGCUACAACAGUUUUGUGCACAACUGCUCAUAAAAAUAUGGGAUUUCUUAUUUUUUUUUCCUCUGGAAGUAAUACUUUUAAAAUUACCUUUACGGAUAAAGUCAUGGGAACACUUAGAGAUAAGAUAUACGGAUAUCCUAGAAAUUGCAGUAACACAAGCAUACAGUGGUGAUAGGGGCUAUCAAGUAUACAAAACAAAUGUGAAAAUAGAUUCAUGAAAAUGUAUUCCUUUAAAUAAGGUAUUGUUAACCUACAAGCCUAUUUAAUGAGAUGUUUCAUUUUACUGUAUAUUUUGUACUUAAUGUAAAUGUUGCUCUAAUCAGAUUGCUUUCAAGCACUUUUAUUAUAUUUGUUAUCUUGUCAAACUAAUAUAUAGAAUGAGAAAAUAUAUCUGCCGUGAAGAACUUCAUUGGUGAGAUUGCACUGUCUUGAUUAUGUAAGCAUAUAUAUCUAUUUUG